Vicia villosa (hairy vetch) is the source of this 1323-nucleotide messenger RNA. RefSeq names its product probable mannitol dehydrogenase. Gene Ontology annotation, biological process: lignin biosynthetic process. Lineage: Eukaryota; Viridiplantae; Streptophyta; Magnoliopsida; Fabales; Fabaceae. Gene Ontology annotation, molecular function: cinnamyl-alcohol dehydrogenase activity; zinc ion binding. The record is from RefSeq and is a predicted model, not a curated record. The coding region runs from base 79 to 1122 and encodes 347 amino acids. The transcript has 5 exons.
ACUCACAUAUGUACAAUAUCGAUAUAGUUUCAUUGUUCCUCGGAGAAACAAAGAUUAUUCACUUCUAUUUCGUUAACAAUGGCAAACAAGGCCUUCGGCUGGGCUGCUACAGAUACUUCUGGCGUUCUCUCUCCUUUCAGUUUUUCCAGAAGAGAAACAAAUGAUAAGGAUGUGGCAUUCAAAGUGUUGUAUUGUGGGAUAUGUCACACAGAUCUCCAUAUGGCAAAGAAUGAAUGGGGCAUGACCUCCUAUCCACUUGUUCCUGGGCAUGAGAUUGUUGGUGUUGUGACAAAAGUGGGAAGCAAAGUAGAAAAGUUCAAAGUUGGAGACAAAGUGGGUGUUGGCUUUGUGGUUGAUUCAUGCCGAGCUUGUGAAAACUGCGAGAAAAAUCUUGAGAAUUACUGCCCUAAAUACACACCCACCAGUGGACCAACCACACCCGGUGGCUACUCCGACUCAAUGGUUGCAGAUGAGCGCUUUGUGGUUCGCAUUCCUGAUGAGUUACCUCUUGAUUCUGCUGCACCUCUCCUUUGUGCUGGUAUCACUGUCUAUAGUCCUCUUAGAUAUUAUGGACUAGACAAACCUGGGCAGAAAAUAGGUGUUGUUGGACUUGGUGGACUCGGUCACAUGGCUGUGAAAUUCGCUAAAGCUUUUGGUGCUAAUGUAACUGUAAUUAGUACAUCUCCAAACAAGGAAAAGGAAGCAUUAGAACGCUUGGGAGCUGACUCAUUUCUGAUAAGCCGCGACCCCGAAAAUUUGCAGGCUGCAACAGGUACUUUAGAUGGUAUCAUUGAUACAGUUUCCGCGAAUCAUCCUGUCGUACCUUUGAUUGGAUUACUGAAGUCUCAUGGAAAACUCGUAAUGGUUGGUGCACCGGAUAAGCCUUUGGAAAUCCCUGUCUUUCCUUUACUUUUGGGGAGAAAGUUGGUUGGUGGAAGUGCGAUUGGAGGGUUGAAGGAGACUCAAGAGAUGGUUGAUUUUGCUGCUAAACAUAAUGUGAAACCUGAAGUUGAAAUUGUUCCUGUGGAUUACGUUAACACCGCAUUUGAGCGACUCCUCAAAGCAGAUGUCAAGUAUCGAUUUGUGAUUGACAUUGGAAACACUUUGAAACCAAGUUCUUAAAUUUUGCAAGUGCUUAAAAUUAGGACAGUUUCUAAAUCACUGUCACAAAUAAUGUUUUGUUUUAUGCAAUUUUACCUUUUGUUUUUUUGUUUGGGUAUACAAAGCUUUUAGACUAUGAAGAUCGAGCGUCUGUAGGCUCAAAUGAUAAUGAUUUAAACUUUGCACGAUUCACAUUUAUGAGAAUGAAUAAUAUGUUUAUGC